GCGUUGUUAACACACAAACGCACCACUAGAGAGAACGUCUGUUAAAACACGUCCAUGACUUCCUUUAGGAUAAAAACACAUUAGUGAAGGUUUCAGUCUUGCAGCAUAUGAGGCACUAUGGCUCUGAGGUAACUCUAACCAAGCCGUGCCUCGCACAUAAGAGCAGUUUGACCGAUUUACACAUCGCGUGCGAACUAACCGCUUCUCGUGACAGCGGGACAGAUGCUUCUCAGGCAAAUGCUGCCUUCACUGCAGGAAGUGUAACGAAGCAGCACGGCGCAUGCUCUCGUGCCUCUCUGACAAGCGGAGGAUGAACUAUCCGCUGCUGUAAAACGCUCUGUGGGGAGGGGGUGAUGGCGGGUGCUGAGGUCACCGUGUCUUCAGGGGAUCUCAUGACGGUGAAGGAGGAGGAAGGGGAGUCCAGUGGCAACAACCAUAAGACUCAAGUCAUCCUGCACCUGCAGCCCAUCCUGCACGGGAUAAACGACGACAUUGCUGACACUGGCACGACAGUCUUGGCCAUAGAGACACAUCAUGAAGACAGUAAAGCAGAAGGAGAGGAGAUCGAGUACGGCUACCCCAUCACCUGUGGAGACAGCCGUGCGGUUCUACUCUUUAAGAAGUUUGUGUGCCCUGGGAUCAACGUCAGAUGUGUCAAAUUUAAUGACCAGCUCAUCAGUCCCAAGCAGUUUGUCCACCUGGCAGGGAAAGCCACUCUUAAGGACUGGAAACGGGCCAUCAGACUGGGAGGGGUAAUGCUCAGGAAAAUGAUGGACUCCGGCCAGAUAGAUUUCUACCAGCAUGACACGGUGUGCAGCAACACCUGCCGCAGCACUAAAUUUGAUGUGCUGAUCAACAGCACGCGGCUUCCUCCGGGGACCUCGGUGCAGCCGAGCCCGUCAUGUCUGGCUCUUGACCUUGUUGGAGGACAGGUGCCUCCCCUGACAGGGGAGGCUGUACAUGAUGCAGCAGAGGUAGAGGAGCCUGUGGAGGAGAAGUUCAGUGCAGCAGCAGAUUGGAGCCCUGGUGCGGCCCGCAAUGUGAAUCCCACAACAGCAAACGGACAUGCUGUGAAGAGAAAGAGGGCUGACACACCUCCUGUUUACUUACCUGACACCAGUCCUGAGGAGCAGUGA
Molecule: messenger RNA, 1136 nt
Organism: Epinephelus moara (kelp grouper)
Lineage: Eukaryota; Metazoa; Chordata; Actinopteri; Perciformes; Serranidae
Product: glucocorticoid modulatory element-binding protein 1-like
Exons: 8
Coding region: 354-1136 (260 amino acids)
Biological process (GO): positive regulation of transcription by RNA polymerase II
Cellular component (GO): nucleus
Molecular function (GO): DNA-binding transcription activator activity, RNA polymerase II-specific; RNA polymerase II cis-regulatory region sequence-specific DNA binding
Source: RefSeq, a predicted model, not a curated record